AAUUCCACAUCAUUUGUAUUUUAUAUGUUAUUUUAUUUAUUAUAUUAUACAUCAUAAUUAAACAUUGUAAAUGAAUAUGGGAUCCAUCGAUUCACCAAAGCCGACCACCCCAUUUCUGCAAUUUCCUUUCUCCGCGCCGAUCACAAGAUAUCCAUUUCACCCCCACCGGCGAUUCGCCCUACCAGCCGCAGCCGCGAUCUGCCAUCUUCCACCGCGAUUCGCCGCUCCCCUUUCCCCUCCACCGCUUUCUGCCCCGUCACCAAGUCGCCGUCAGAGAUCUGCCCCUUCGACCUUCUCCGAUGCCACCUCCAUUUCCCUCCUCCCCUAGCGAUUCACCCCACCGGCCCCAGCCUCAAAUUAUAAACACCAUGGACUCGCCGCCGCCAAAUCGCUGAUCCAAGCACAGUCUACGCCUUAAUGACUAUUGCUUCGCAAUUCAACCAUGGAUUCUCGCCGCGUCGGCACCCACCGCGACUCACCGCUCCAUCAUCAACGGCCACUCCGACUCCGACGCUCUCAACACCGACCCGGCCUCCGUCGCCGCCGUCUGCCACCUCCAUUUUCCCUUACCCCCUCCCCGCGAUUUCGCGAUCUGCCUAAGCCACCUCCAUCGAUAAACGUACCGCCUCCACCGCGAUUCGCCGGCCUUGCAUCGAUCUAACUCAUCCCAUGUUUCUCUCUCUUCAAGCAUCUCAAACCAUUUCCGACCAUGGAGGUGUUGAAAGCUCAAAAUUGCGCUUCUCCCACCAUGAUUCGCCCCGCCGGCCUCCGCCGCGAUCUGCCACCUCCCUUUCUCCCUCCCCCACCGCGAUUCGCGGCGUCGGCCCUGCAUCGAUCUACCCAGGACUCAGUCGGCUGUCAAUUCUGCACCCCGUAUCUGAUCUAAGAGUUUUCCAGAACAAGCGUUUGAUUGAGGGAGCAGAGCAAACCUUGCAGAAAAGAAGGUCCAAGUUUUUGUAUUUCUUCAUAUUGCAGCACCAAUAUUUCUCUUUCUUUUUGCCUUUUUUUUUCCCGAGAUUUGCUGACCGUAGUUUAGUUGCUUGCCUCAUUGAUGUAUACUUCGAUGGAAGAAAGAUUUGGAUAUGAGGUGAUAUUGUAGUUUAUACUUCUCUUGGCUUCCUAUUCACUACAAAAAAGCGCCAAUUUACCGGCAGGAUUUACCGGCGGCAGCCUCGCCGCCGGCGAUUACCGGCGGCUUUCCGACGGCGGAGCUGCCGACCCGUAGUUUUUGAAUAUAUGGCGUUGAUACCGGCGGCAAAGUUACCGCCGGUGAUCACCGGCAGCAUAGCGGCCGGUAAAAUAUUAAGGCCGCCGGGAAUUUUUUUUUAAAUUUUAUUGUUUACUAUUUACCAAAUAGCGGCGGCACCUGCCGCCGGUGAUUAGCGGCGGCAAGUUUGCCGCCGGUAAAAAGUGCGGGUCGGGCUUCAGCGGCGGUAAUGGGCCGCCGCUAAUUUUAGAGCCCAAAAUCGGGUGCCCUAACCCUCUCUCCUCCAGAACAGAUCCCCCCCGCCUCCAGCCCCCCUGCCCCCCCCCCCCCCCCGCCUGCCCUGCCGCUGCCCUGCUGCUGCUGCUGCCGCCGCCUGUUGCCGUCGCCGUCGCCGUCGCCGGUCGCCGCCGUCGCCUCCGUCAAGGCCAAUCCUGCCGUCUCACCGCUCCUGCCACCGCACGGUUCCGCCGUCGACUCCUACGGUACCAUGUCUCAUCGUAGAGGAUUGUUGGGGUUUGGUAGUCGGUCUUCUGGGCCUGAGGCACAGUCCUCCUCAGGCUCUGGGCCGUAUAUUUCCGCUACUCCAGAGUCUGGUUCCCCUCCACAGAGCGCUGCUGCAUCUGGGUCUAGAAGGUCCAAAGGCAAAUCAGUGGCGCAGAUUAGGGCCGAGUGUGUUAGGCGCGACGGGAGGAUCCUCUUUCAGAGGAAUACUGUUGGUAAGUUGAUCGAGCCCCCGGGGAUCUCCACCUGCUGCACGAACUCGUUUAAGAGGAUUCCGAACCCAGGCGGGUACACGUGGAAGUUAACUCCGCCAACGGUGCAGGAGUUGUAUUUUGAGGAAUUCAAGAAAGAGUUUACUUGGAACCCUGAUGAUGAGGCUGAUGUGAAAAAAAUGUGGUUAGAAAAGGCCCGCAAAAGGUACAGUGACAACAUGAGCGAGUAUAAGAGACAGCUCAAGCAGAAGACCGAGGCAGGGGAGAUCAUGGAGACACCGCUGGGCAUGUCCGACACCUUUUGGAUGGGACUCAAGGCAUACUGGGAUCAAGAUGAGGUUAAGGUCGUUUCUAGGCGCGCACGUGAGAACCGAUACUCUGAGCCCGAUGGAGUUGGUACAGGGAUCAGUCGGCACGUUGGAGGGUCUCAGUCGAGUCGUAUUCUGCAGCAGAGUCUGCUCGUGGAUGGUGAAGUCCCCCCAACUGCAUCUAACUACAGCACUUUCCUCCGCCUACACAUGUACGCAGAUGGAACUUUUGUGUCAGAAAAGGAUGCCAACCUUGAUGCGGAGAUUCAUCGUGUUGCUGCUGAGACAGGACGAGAGGACCGACUCGAUGAGGUCUACUUAGAGCUCGUACGUCUCGGUAGGUCACGACUGUACGGCACUGGAAGUGCCGGUGUGAGCCAGUUCAGUAGGGGGUCUACCAACAGUACAUGCUCUUCCCAGAUGUCUCAGCGGAUGUAUGAGACUCGGAUCUCCACACUGGAGGAGCGUCUCCAAAAGGCUGAGGAGGAUAGGGCGGCCCAAGAAGCAGCACGUGAGGCCGAACAAGCAGCACGUGAGGCCCUUGAGCAGCGGAUGAGUCAGUUCGAGGAGAUACUGAGGCGGUCGGGUCAGCUACCUUGAGCAUCACUUCUAUGUAUCUAUAUCAUGUUGAACUUUUUUUUUUUAUGUUAUGUUUCUGAACAAACACAAUUACACUUGAACUUUGUUUAACAUUUGUGUUUUGUUGAACAAUUUAAUUGUUUUAUGUUUUCAAAUCGUUCUA
Molecule: messenger RNA, 2970 nt
Organism: Salvia miltiorrhiza (redroot sage)
Lineage: Eukaryota; Viridiplantae; Streptophyta; Magnoliopsida; Lamiales; Lamiaceae
Exons: 10
Coding region: 1695-2828 (377 amino acids)
Source: RefSeq, a predicted model, not a curated record